Molecule: messenger RNA, 2001 nt
Organism: Effrenium voratum
Lineage: Eukaryota; Dinophyceae; Suessiales; Symbiodiniaceae
Source: the annotation of a GenBank genome assembly
AUGGCGGAGGCGGAGCAUUUGCUGCAGCUCAGGGCGUUGCUGACGCCCCAGGUGGUAGAGAAGGUUGAGAAGCCGGCGAAGGUGGAGGAGGGGCCAGACUGGACCAACCGCUACUGCGUGGUGGACGCUUCAUCGCCUUCAACGCCUUUAGGGUCCUUGCGGCCGCCGCUGCGGGCGGAGGUGGCGGAGGCCCUGCAGCGCGCCAAGUUCGACCCGCUCUUUCCCAUCCAGGCCGCUGUGAUCCCUUUGCUGGCCAAGUGUGCAGAGAGCGCCCGCGACCCCGACUCUGCUUAUUGUUGUGACGUUUGCGUGGCAGCACCUACUGGACAGGGAAAGACCUUGGCGUAUGCGGUGCCCAUUGUGCAGGCGCUGCUGGAUCGACUCCGGCCUGCGGUGCGGGCUCUGGUGCUGCUGCCCACCAGAGACCUGGCCAUGCAGGUCUUCCGCGUCUUCGAGAGCCUCCGCCGCGCGCUGCCGAGCGGCUCGACGCCUUUGCGGCUGCAACUGGCGGUGGGGGCCAAGGCGCUGGCGCAAGAGCGGCGGUUGUUGUUGGAGGCGCCGGACAUCUUGGUCUGCACGCCUGGGCGCCUGGCAGAGCACUUCCUAGGCCGAGACGCCUGCCUCGACUUCAGCAAGCUGCGCUGGUUCGUGGUGGACGAGGCGGACAGGCUCCUGACACAGACCUACCACCGUUGGUUGGAGAUCCUGGACCGCGCCACCAGCGGAGCCGGAACCGCGCGGCCCCAGAAGCUGCUCUUCUCGGCCACCAUGACCUGGGACCCCCGGAAGCUGGCAGCCCUGAAGCUCCUGCGGCCCCUCUACUUCUUCUCCUCCCGCUCGGGGCAGCACGCCACGCCCGCGCAGCUGCGACAGCACUGGGUGCGCUGCCCGGCGGCCUCGAAGCCCCUGGCGGUGCUGCACCUCUUGGAGCAUGUGCUGGAGACAGUGCCUGACGGGGAGGCGCCCAAGGUCAUCGUUUUCUGCCAGUCCGUGAACACGGCGCAUCGGCUCAGCCGGCUGCUGCAGAUCUGCUGCGCCCUGCGGAAGGUGCCCUUCGAGGAGGAAGCGGAGGAGGAGCCAAAGACCGAGGACGAGAUGGUCCAGGCGGACCCCGACUCCGCGGCCGCGGCGCCGACGGCGCCGACGGCGCCGACGGCGCCGGACGUCACGGUGGCCGAGUUCUCCUCGACGCUGCAGCAGGCCGAGCGGAACCAGCUGCUGAAGCGCUUCCGCCGGGGCCAGGUGACGUGCUUGGUGUGCUCGGACGUGGUGGCCCGUGGGAUCGACAUCCCGGAGGUGCACGCGGUGGUGAACUACUCGGCCCCGUCGCACAUCCAGACCUACAUCCACCGGGUGGGCCGCACCGCCCGGGCCGGCAAGGUGGGGCACACCUUCACCUUCGUGACCUCCGGGGACAUGGCCCGCUUCGAAACCAUGCUGCGGGAGAGCGCGGACUGCUGGGACCGCAUCAGCAAGUUCCCCAUCCCCAAGGAGGCCAUCGACUGCCACGAGCGGUGGUGGACCCCUGCGCUGCGCCAGCUCCAAAGGUGUUUGGACCUGGAGACCAAGGGCAAAGUCAGCAGCACGCGGCCCCUGCGCCUGGAGGACCUCAACCAGGUUGCUGAAAAUCUGGAAGAGACGGAGAAGGCGAAGAAGAAGAAGACGGAGUCAAAGGAGAGGGAGAAGGGAAUCAUGAAGAAGCAGAAAGAAAAGGAGAAGAAGUCGGGGAUCAAGAAGCAGCAGAAAAGCAAGGAGAGGGAGAACAGCCAGGAUAAGGAGAAAGGCAAGAAGAGGGACAAAGUCAAGGAGAAGGAGAAAAGCCAGGAGGUGAAACGCAAGAAGGACGGCAAAAGGGAGAAGGAGACAAGCAAGAAGGCAAAGGGCGAGACACGUGAGGUUCAGAAAGAAUCGGAGGAGGUGGGAGGGAAGAAGACGAGGCUUGAACAGACCACGGAGCCAGAGUCACUUCUAGACUUUCUACGAGGCUGUGGUUCUGGAUGA